ACCCUCCUUUCUUUCUGAUUCCAAAACAAGAGAGAAAAAGCAAGCGACAGAGACGGAGAUGGCCGGAGAGGAAGAGACCAGCGAGUUCUACCUGAGGUACUACGUCGGCCACAAGGGCAAGUUCGGCCACGAGUUCCUGGAGUUCGAGUUUCGACCAGACGGCAAGCUCCGGUACGCCAACAAUUCCAACUACAAGAACGACACCAUCAUUCGUAAGGAGGUCUACGUCACGCCCGCCGUCGUUAGGGAGUGCCGUCGUAUCAUCUCAGAGAGCGAGAUCAUGAAGGAAGAUGAUGUGAACUGGCCAGAACCUGACCGUGUUGGGCGGCAGGAGCUUGAAAUUGUAAUGGGGAAUGAGCAUAUCUCCUUCACUACUUCAAAGAUCGGAUCACUUGUAGAUGUCCAGAGUAGUAAGGAUCCUGAAGGUCUUCGCAUCUUUUAUUAUCUCGUUCAGGAUCUGAAGUGCUUUGUGUUCUCUCUCAUCUCGCUUCACUUCAAGAUCAAGCCGAUAUAAGAUGUAUCAGUGUGUGCCCGACAAAUUGCACUCCUUGGUUGUGUAUGCCUUUCGAUAGAGUUGACCUUUUUAAUAUGUAGGCCUUAUCAUUUGACAAUCUUUCUGUAAUUUCUGCUAUUUGGAUGGUUACGAGUGGAUUUCGGAAUGUAUGCCAAAAUGGAAUGCCAGUUUUUCAGUUUCUGCGUCUCUGCACCUCCCUCUGUGUUCGGGACUGCAGCGGUUCAAUGUAUCGUGUGCGCUUUCUUAUGUGCAACUGCCAAAGAAAACAGAAAGUCUGCAAAGUGAUUUAGGUGGAAUUUAUGAUAUUCACAUGA
Pyrus x bretschneideri (Chinese white pear) is the source of this 828-nucleotide messenger RNA. RefSeq names its product protein mago nashi homolog. Lineage: Eukaryota; Viridiplantae; Streptophyta; Magnoliopsida; Rosales; Rosaceae. Bases 59 to 514 code for a protein of 151 amino acids. Gene Ontology annotation, biological process: RNA splicing. The transcript is spliced from 3 exons. The record is from RefSeq and is a predicted model, not a curated record. Gene Ontology annotation, cellular component: exon-exon junction complex; nucleus.